AUGUCUCAAGAAAACUUAAGUGUGGUGACUGCCUGUCCAGGACAACUGAAACUGGAAAAUCGUCCAGUUCCAGAAUUAAAUCCUGGAGAGGUUCUAAUUAAAAUGAAUUCUGUGGGGAUCUGUGGCUCUGACAUUCACUAUUGGCAACAUGGAAAAUUAGGAGACUUUGUUGUGAAGAAGCCAAUGGUUCUUGGACAUGAAGGCUCUGGAACUGUGACUAAGGUGGGCUGUGGAGUGACACAUGUCAAGCAAGGUGAUAAAGUGGCCAUUGAACCUGGUGUCCCCAGAGAAACUGAUGAUUUUGUUAAGUCUGGUCGCUACAAUCUGUCUCCAACAAUCUUCUUCUGCGCUACGCCCCCUGAUGAUGGACUCAUGUGCCGCUUCUAUGUCCACAAAGCCAAAUACGUCUACAAGCUUCCAGAUUGUGUGAGCUUUGAGGAAGGUGCAAUGGCUGAGCCCCUUUCUGUUGGCAUUCAUGCAUGUCGCAGAGGGAGAGUGAAGCUGGGUUGCAAAGUCUUGAUCCUUGGGGCAGGGCCAAUUGGACUUUGUUGUUUGCUUAUUGCCAAGGCUAUGGGCGCAGCUCAAAUCGUGGUUUGUGAUUUGAGCUGUGAACGUCUGGAGAAGGCCAAGCAGAUGGGAGCCAAUGCUACCCUCAAAGUGGAAAAGCCCUUUCCAUGCCCUCUAGAAUUUGCGCAGAAAUUGAAGGGUCUUCUUGGCUGCGAAGGGGCUGAGGUAACCAUUGAGUGCAGUGGGGCAGAAUUCUGCAUGCAAAUUGGCAUCUAUGCUACACGCAGUGGAGGAACCUUGGUGUUGGUUGGCGUUGGUGCGGCUACAGCAAACCUCCCCAUGUUAAAUGGCUCACUUCGAGAGGUUGAUGUCCGAGGGCUUUUUAGAUACACUAACACGUGGCCGGUUGCUUUAGCCCUGAUGGGUACAAAGAAAGUGGAUGUAAAGCCCAUGAUCACUAACCGUUUCCCAAUUGAGCAGGCUGCCGAAGCGUUUGAAACCGCACGCAAGGGAACAGCCAUUAAAGUGAUUGUACAGUGCGAGGCUCAAUGCCAACAGCAGCAGCAGCAAUCGUGCCAACAGUCCUGCCCACCACCACCUGUGCAGCAAUGCCAGCAAUCAUGCCCACCACCCCAACAAUCAUGCCAAAAGCAACAAUGCCCACCACCACCAUGCUCAAAAUGCUGA
Messenger RNA from Callorhinchus milii (elephant shark), 1194 nucleotides. RefSeq names its product sorbitol dehydrogenase-like. NCBI's taxonomy places the organism in Eukaryota, Metazoa, Chordata, Chondrichthyes, Chimaeriformes, Callorhinchidae. Gene Ontology annotation, biological process: D-sorbitol catabolic process. The record is from RefSeq and is a predicted model, not a curated record. Bases 1 to 1194 code for a protein of 397 amino acids. Gene Ontology annotation, molecular function: zinc ion binding; L-iditol 2-dehydrogenase (NAD+) activity. The transcript has 9 exons.